CAAAAACUGAGCUCUCGCGUCUUCUUUUCCCCGUUGGGUUGGGCGACGGUUAAAUUCGCCGACGUCGCCUUCGCGGCGAGCUGCCGGCUUCGCUGCGCCGCAGCAGCAGCGUCCACCUGCUGGGCUACUGCUGCUCGAUCCGUCGCCUAGCUGUCUUGUCGAGAGCUCACGUUAAUUAGGAGGAGACGGCUAAGGAUGCCGGCCGCGGGGAGGCGGUCGCCGUGCGCGACGGGCGAGAGGCGGCCGCACUUCUUCAAGGUGCUCAUGGGCGACUUCAAGAAGCGCCUGAAGAUCCCGCCGGACUUCUGCAAGCACAUCCCCUGGGAGGCGUCGAGGAAGAAGGCCAGGGCCGUGAAGGAGGCGUCCAUGGCGGCGACCCUGGAAGGCCCCAGCGGGCGGACGUGGCUGGUGGUCAUCCGCCGCACCGCCGAGGGCACCUUCUUCACCUCGGGCUGGCCCAAGUUCGUGCAGGACCAGGCGCUGCGGGAGCUCGAGUUCCUCGUCUUCCGGUACGACGGCGACACGCGCUUCACCGCCAUGGUGUUCGACACGUCGGCCUGCGAGCGGGAGGACCUGCUACUCGGCAGCGGCGACCCGCGAAGCGGCAGGCAGGGCUCGAAGCGGGGCCGCGCGACGACGGGCGCCAAGCCCAAGCGCGCGCGCAAGGAUUCCGUCGGGAAGGAGCUGGUGCCAUACCGCGCGACGACGGCGACGGCGGGGGAUCGGCAGCUGCAGGCUGCAUGCUCCAACUGGACGCCGGAGUCGGCUGGUGGCGCGGUCAAGACGGAGAUCGAGGACGCCGACGAGCUGGCGCUGUGCGUGGUGAUCCCCGCGCCACCGCCACCGCCACCGCAGGACGACCCCGCGCCGACGAAGCGCCGCCGCUGGGGGCCCCAGCCCCAGGAUCCCGGCGCGGAGACGCGGCGCGUGGUGAAGACGCGGAGCAUCCACGAGGACCUGCAGGCGGCGGCGGCGGUCCCGGACGACGCCGACAUCCCGGCGUGCGUCCGACGCUACAGGGGGUACGUGUCCCGUCGGCGCCCCGUGACGGGCGCCGAGCGGCAGCUCGCCAUGGAGCUCGCGUACGCGUUCCGGUCGCCGCUGCCGUACUGCGUCAUCCGCAUGAGCACCAUGCACGUCUACUACUCCUUCAUGAUGAGGUUCCCGACGGGGUUCUCGCGGCAGCACCUGCCGCGGGAGCGCACGGACGUGGUGCUCCGGGGCCCGGGGGGCAAGGCGUGGGUGGUGCUCUACAUCCCCAACACGAGGGACCGGCUGUCGCGCGGGUGGUGCGCCUUCGCGCGGGGGAACUGCCUCGAGGAAGGGGACUACUGCGUCUUCGAGCUCGUCGGCGCCGCCGAGUUCCGCGUCCACGUCUUCCGCGUCGUCGACCCGCCCGUGCCGGCGGUCAGGCUCCGGAGCGCCGCUUCGGAUCCGAUCUGAUCUGACGAGCGCAUCGCACGCACGUUUAUUAGUUUUGCAGCUGACGUGGGACGUGCGCGUCAGAUCGUGAUGGCUCAUCGACAUCGACAUAGCAACGGAAGGUCCAUGUGCAAUUCAAAGAGGACAUCAUCGGUCGCUGCCUCGUUUUUCUGCUGCUAGUUUCGUGUUGCUAGUCUCGAAUCUGCUUCUCAAUGCAGAUGUCAACAGUUCAACACUGCAACUUCCUCCUGCAUUUCGCAUAA
Panicum virgatum (switchgrass) is the source of this 1685-nucleotide messenger RNA. Its product is annotated as B3 domain-containing protein Os01g0723500-like. The record is from RefSeq and is a predicted model, not a curated record. NCBI's taxonomy places the organism in Eukaryota, Viridiplantae, Streptophyta, Magnoliopsida, Poales, Poaceae. The transcript has 4 exons. Gene Ontology annotation, molecular function: DNA binding. Bases 196 to 1443 code for a protein of 415 amino acids.